Messenger RNA from Rangifer tarandus platyrhynchus (Svalbard reindeer), 1260 nucleotides. The record is from the annotation of a GenBank genome assembly. Lineage: Eukaryota; Metazoa; Chordata; Mammalia; Artiodactyla; Cervidae.
AUGAGUGAGGAAUGGGAUUCAAACUCUACAGAAAAUUGGCAUUACAUUUGGAGUAAUGACACAGCACAUGAUCUGUACUCAGAUAUCAAUAUCACCUAUGUGAACUACUAUCUUCACCAGCCUCAAGUGGCAGCAAUUUUCAUUAUUUCCUACUUUUUGAUCUUCUUCCUAUGCAUGGUGGGAAAUACAGUGGUUUGCUUCAUUGUAAUGAGGAACAAACAUAUGCACACAGUCACUAAUCUCUUCAUCUUGAACCUGGCCAUAAGUGAUCUACUAGUUGGUAUAUUCUGUAUGCCUAUCACACUGCUGGACAAUAUUAUAGCAGGAUGGCCUUUUGGAAGUACAAUGUGCAAGAUCAGUGGCUUGGUCCAGGGAAUAUCCGUUGCAGCUUCCGUCUUUACUUUAGUUGCAAUAGCAGUGGAUAGGUUCCGGUGUGUUAUCUACCCUUUUAAACCAAAGCUCACUAUCAAGACGGCGUUUGUCAUCAUUAUGAUUGUCUGGGCCCUGGCCAUUGCCAUUAUGUCCCCGUCUGCAGUCAUGUUACACGUGCAGGAAGAAAAAAAUUACCGUGUGAGAUUCAACUCCCAGGAGAAAACCAGCCCAGUCUACUGGUGCCGGGAAGACUGGCCAAGUCAGGAAAUGAGGAGGAUCUAUACCACAGUGUUGUUUGCCAAUAUCUACCUGGCUCCCCUGUCCCUCAUCGUCAUCAUGUAUGGAAGGAUUGGAAUUUCACUGUUCAAGAGGAAGGUGCCCCACACAGGCAAACAGAACCAGGAGCAGUGGCAUGUGGUAUCCAAGAAGAAGCAGAAGGUCAUUAAGAUGCUCCUGACCGUGGCCCUGCUUUUCAUUCUCUCCUGGUUGCCCCUGUGGACCCUGAUGAUGCUCUCGGAUUAUGUUGAUCUGUCUCCAAAUGAACUGCAGGUCAUCAACAUCUACAUCUACCCUUUUGCACAUUGGCUGGCCUUCUGCAACAGCAGCGUCAACCCCAUCAUUUAUGGUUUCUUCAAUGAAAAUUUUCGUCGUGGUUUCCAAGAUGCUUUUCAUCUCCAGCUUGGCCAAAAAAGAGCAAAGUCCAAGGAAGCCUACACUCUGAGAGCUAAAAACACUAUGGUCAUCAACACAUCUCAUCUGUCAGCGCAGGAAUCGACAGUUAAAAACCCACAUGAGGAAACUGUGCUUUGUAGGAUAAGUGCUGAAAAGCCCUUACAGGAAUUAAUGAUGGAAGAAUUAGGAGAAAUUACCAGUAGCAAUGAGAUGUAA